This is a messenger RNA of Chinchilla lanigera (long-tailed chinchilla), 1478 nucleotides long. It is a transcript of the gene Serpina6, whose product is annotated as serpin peptidase inhibitor, clade A (alpha-1 antiproteinase, antitrypsin), member 6. The transcript has 5 exons. Gene Ontology annotation, molecular function: serine-type endopeptidase inhibitor activity. Gene Ontology annotation, biological process: negative regulation of endopeptidase activity. The record is from RefSeq and is a predicted model, not a curated record. The coding region runs from base 119 to 1333 and encodes 404 amino acids. NCBI's taxonomy places the organism in Eukaryota, Metazoa, Chordata, Mammalia, Rodentia, Chinchillidae.
GGCAAGAUUUAGCGGGCAGCGUCCCCACUGGCUUACUGUACACGUGCUAGGAUUCCAGACAGCACCAAGCCAGCUGAGCAACUCGAGCCUACUGCUAACAGGCCUGGCCAACCUGACGAUGCCACUUAUCCUGUACACCUGCCUCCUCUGCCUGUGCACCAGUGGCCUCUGGGCCAUCCAGGCUGAGGAUUCCAGUGCUGUCUCAAGCACAGAGAGCCAUCACCGAGGCCUGGCACCAACCAACGCAGACUUUGCCAUCAGCCUGUAUCAGCACCUGGUGGCCUCAGCUCCUGACGGGAACAUCUUCAUCUCCCCUGUAAGUAUCUCCAUGGCCUUGGCCAUGCUGUCCCUCGGUACCUGUGGCCACACGCGGACCCAGCUUCUCCAGGCCCUGGGCUUCAACCUAACCAUAAUGUCAGAAACCAAGAUCCACCAGGACUUCCAACACCUGCACCAGCUCCUCCAGGAGUCGGACACCAGCUUGGAAAUGGCCAUGGGCAACGCCUUGUUCCUCAGCCACAGCCUGCAUCCUCAGGAGUCCUUCUUAGCAGACAUCAAACGCUAUUAUGAGUCAGAGGCUUUUGCUGCAGAUUUUCAGGACUGGGCCAGAGCCAGCGGACAGAUCAAUGAGUAUAUCAACAAUAAGACACAGGGGAAACUUGUGGACAUGUUCUCAGAACCGGAUAGUCCAGCCAUCCUUAUCCUGAUCAACUACAUCUUCUUCAGAGGCACCUGGGAACAUCCCUUCGACCCAGAAAGCACCAGGGAGAAGAACUUCCAUGUGAACGAGACAACCACGGUGACGGUGCCCACGAUGUUCCAGUCAGGCUCUGCCAAGUACCUGCUGGACUCGGUGCUCCCCUGCCGCCUGGUGCAGCUGAACUUCACCGGGAAUGGGACCAUCUUCCUCAUCCUUCCUGUCCAGGGGCAGAUGGACGCAGUCAUCGCUGGGCUGAGCCGGGACACGAUCCAGAGGUGGUCGGAUUCCCUGACCCAAGGCCCGGUGGACCUGUACCUGCCGAAGCUCUCCAUCUCCGGUGCCUACGACCUCAGGGCUGUGCUGGCAGACAUGGGCUUUGCAGACUUGUUUUCCAACCGGGCCAAUUUCUCAGCCAUCACCCAGGAGGCCCCGCUGGAGUUGUCAAAGGUUGUCCACAAGGCCGUGCUCCAGAUGGACGAGAACAAUGUGAAGAAAGUGGCAGACCCUGGGGUCACCGUAAAGCAGGAGUCCGAGCCAGUCACCUUCAAUUUCAACCAUCCCUUCCUUAUCCUGAUCUUUGAUGACUUCACAUGGAGCCCCCUGCUCAUGGGCAAGGUCGUGAACCCGAGCUGAGAGCAUAGCCCCCCCCAGGAGCCGCUGCACCACCUGACUUUGAGGCAGAGCCCUCCUCCUGUCUUCUCCAGGAUUUCUUCGACCGGACCAGAGCUGUCCCUACCUUUCUGCGUCUUGUAAUAAAAAACAGUUGUUGCAAAUCUCA